GACUGGAGUUGCUACUUUAAUUGAAUCGAACGAACAUUCAUUUGACCAAUAUAUUAUCGAUGAUUCGUUAAGAGUUAGAUGUGCUAUUAAGCAAACUAAUGAUGGUGGGAAAGUGAUUUACUUAAAAGUUCAAAAUUCUGGUAAAUGGGAGCCGUUAAUAACUUACGAGAUGAUUGAUUCCAGAUCUUCUAAUGUUAUUUCCUUUGAUAGCGGAGACAAUAUUUACUUGGUUGAUUCACGUGGUAAUGAAUUUAAUGCUAUUUAUAAAUUAGAUACAAAUAAUAAAGAACAAGGUCUUCAAUUAAUUGCAAGACCACCAAAUCAAAAAGCGGAUAUCAAUAAAAUUCUCCUUCAUCCAACAAAUAAAAACCCUAUCGCAUAUUCAGUCGCUUAUCUUAAGGAUGUUUGGUAUUAUAUUGAUGAAAAACUUUC
Molecule: messenger RNA, 432 nt
Organism: Scutellospora calospora
Lineage: Eukaryota; Fungi; Glomeromycota; Glomeromycetes; Diversisporales; Gigasporaceae
Source: the annotation of a GenBank genome assembly